AUGGAGGGAUUGAAGCCGAUGCCGUUGCCAAUUUAUGUGUCGCAGGACCUGCGGAUGGCCAACCCCAGAUUCAAUGAAUUGCUCGAGCGGCUGAAUGCGAUCAUCGCCCCAAUGGGAGAAAGAAAGGCGCUCAAGGAAUCCUACGAAAAGGCGGAGGCUGCGUUGCGAGUCGAGCGAGAGCGACACCUGCGGGUGGGCGCACUCUACACCGAGGCAAAGGACAUCAUCGCCACACGCAGGCUCCAGUCGCGGGCCAAGGGGAGCUCCUCUCUGCCCGGUGCCACCCCCAAGGUCUAUGACUCGAUGCACAACGUGAUCCUCGCGGCCGAGGUGACGCACAGCCUGGUCCUCGAGCCGCCGACCGCCACCGCUCCCGGGGGAGACAAGCCGACAACGCCGCACAGGGGAGAGGCCAGCGGCAAGCCUUGCGUCACCCUGCUGGGCCUGAAGAAGGAAGACAUCGAGCUGGCCAUCGCCAGCAAGGCUCCGAGCAAGUUUGCCGAGGAGCGACAAGAGCUGUACCAAUAUAUCAUCGCCGAACUGGACGAGCGGCUACGACGAAAGGUGCAGGAGAUCGCAGAGUUCAACGAUCCCCUUGGCUCGCCCCAGACUCUGGCCAAGAGCAACAAGAAGUCGCCACCGAUCGCGGAGGUCAUCGCAAAGAAGAAGGAGCAGCUGCUGGCCGAGCGCAAGCAGCUGGACGUCGACGGGCUCACCGCCGCCCUCUCCUUUGCCGAGUACUGCCAGGUGCUGGACAAGACGUUCCAGGUGGUGAGCGAGAUCCUGCGGGACUUCAAGCUCUCGCAGCAAUUCAACCAGGACCAGGUCUACAGCAAGUGGCUCCAGGCCAACUGCCAACACCUGAUCAACCGACUCAAGUUGCUGCAGAGCCAGGUGCUGAGGGACACCUAUACGCCGUCGAAGGUGGCGGCGCUGACGAAGGUGCGGCAGCACCUGGAGUGCGCCAUCGAGGAGACGAUGGCCCAGCACGAGGAGGCCGCGGAGCAGAUCCAGCGAUACGAGCGCGCUGGCGCCGGCUUCGACGGCCUGGUGCGCGAGUACGCCUCUCUGCUCGAAGAGCUCGCCCAGAAGAAGUGGACCAUCGAGCGCAUCAAAGUAUGA
Acanthamoeba castellanii str. Neff is the source of this 1122-nucleotide messenger RNA. RefSeq lists its product as uncharacterized. The coding region runs from base 1 to 1122 and encodes 373 amino acids. The transcript has 5 exons. NCBI's taxonomy places the organism in Eukaryota, Discosea, Longamoebia, Acanthamoebidae. The record is from RefSeq and is a predicted model, not a curated record. Gene Ontology annotation, biological process: spindle assembly. Gene Ontology annotation, molecular function: microtubule minus-end binding. Gene Ontology annotation, cellular component: HAUS complex.